UGCAAGAGGAAGCAGCACUAGGAAGAUGUGACACUACCGUAUGCAGUUCUUCACGAGACACAACUUGAAAUAUUUUGAUAAAAUGAGAUGCUUGCGGAAACGAUCAGCAGUGUCGUUCUUAGGAAUCCUUGUUGUUUGCUUGCUGUUCAUGAACUUGUACAUUGAGGAUAGUUAUGUUUUGGAAGGGGACAAGCAAUUAAUCAGAGAAACAGCCACGCACCAGCUCAACUCAGAGCGCUAUGUUCACAGUUUUAAAGAUUUGUCUAAUUUCUCAGGAUCUAUAAACAUUUCCUAUCGCUACCUAGCUGGCACACCUUUGCCAAGGAAAAGGUAUCUUACGAUUGGACUAUCCUCUGUAAAACGAAAAAAGGGAAACUACUUGCUUGAGACCAUCAAGUCUAUAUUUGAACAGUCAAGCUAUGAGGAACUCAAAGAAAUUGCAGUGGUAGUACAACUGGCAGAUUUUGACUCAGCCUGGUGUGAAGGGAUGGUCCAGGAUAUUUCACAGAAAUUUGCACAUCAUAUAAUUGCGGGCAGAUUAAUAGUUAUUCACGUCCCUGAGGAUUACUAUCCUGUACUGGAUGGCCUCAAGAGAAAUUACAAUGACCCUGAGGACCGUGUGAAGUUUCGAUCAAAACAAAAUGUAGAUUAUGCUUUCCUUCUAAACUUUUGUGCUAAUCUUUCUGACUAUUAUGUGAUGCUGGAAGAUGAUGUUCGCUGCUCAAAGAAUUUUUUAACUGCUGUUAAGAAAGUAAUUACCUCACGAGAAGGAUCCUACUGGGUGACGUUGGAAUUCUCCAAGCUGGGGUACAUUGGAAAGCUUUACCAUUCCCAUGACCUACCACGCCUGGCCCAUUUUCUAUUGAUGUUUUACCAAGAAAUGCCUUGCGAUUGGUUGCUCAUCCACUUUCGUGGGCUGUUAGCUCAAAAGGAAGUAAUACGUUUUAAGCCAUCUCUCUUCCAGCACAUGGGAUACUACUCGUCUUACAAAGGAGCUGAAAAUAAGUUAAAGGAUGAUGAUUUCGAAGAGGAAUCCUUUGAUAUCCCUGACAACCCACCUGCAAACUUGCACACCAAUAUGAAUGUAUUUGAAAACUAUGAGGCAAGCAAGGCUUACAGCAGCAUUGAUGAGUACUUCUGGGGCAAAGCCCCCUCUACUGGAGACUUCUAUGGGAUUGUAUUUGAAAAGCCCAUUAAAAUCAGUAAAAUUAAAGUUGUCACUGGAACUGAAGAUCGGCAAAAUGACAUUUUGCAUCAUGGGGCCCUAGAAGUAGGUGAAAAGAUUGUAGGUAGUAAAAAAGGAAGACAAUGUACUACUUACUUGAGACUAGGGGAGUUCAAAAAUGGGAAUUUUGAAAUAACAGAUGUAGAGCACAAAGUUCUGUUUGAUAUUAACUGCAUGAGAAUACUUGUUACUAAAAGUCAAAAAGAAUGGCUGAUCAUUAAGAGCAUUAGCGUCUGGACUUCUCAAACACCAAAUCUAUAAAGCAAGGCCACCUGAGAAGGUACAGAGUACAUACAAUCAACUGGGUCACAACUGGUGCCAAUCCCCAGAAAAACAGACACUUCAGCUCUUCACUAGAGACACAGAAUAUCUGGGGAAAUCGCAAAACAAGUAAAGCAAUUUAUUUUUUACCAGUUUGGUCAGGCAAUAUACAAACAUUUAUUUGUUGAAAAUUUUGAAUUUUAUAGAAAACAAAAGGCUCUCAAACCUCUCUUGAGAUCUGAAAACCCUUUUUUUAUUAUUAUUUCUCUGUAAGAGAGAUCAUGUGGACUAUACAGAACAACAAAAAAUCCAUCUUAUAACUGCCAAAAGGUUUAAAUCUAUGACCAUUAUGUUGUGAAAAGAAAUUGGAUGGCACCUUAUGCACAUAAAAAUUUAAAAUCUUAUGGUAGUAUGCGUUUGUACUGCAGUUGGUAAUGUGUUUCUUUUCCAGGCAGUUGUGACAAGGAGAUCUGUCCUGAAACUGGCAGUUUACUUCUGAGCACUGUAAGAAAAUAAUGUGGCUAGUCAUUGCAACUUCUUGUCAAAAGGGAAUGUAUAAUGUUAUAAAUCUGACAUGACAAUUAUGUAAAAAAUAGAUAAUUGCAUCUGGU
Molecule: messenger RNA, 2097 nt
Organism: Vidua chalybeata
Lineage: Eukaryota; Metazoa; Chordata; Aves; Passeriformes; Viduidae
Gene: MGAT4C
Product: MGAT4 family member C
Exons: 4
Coding region: 41-1486 (481 amino acids)
Biological process (GO): protein N-linked glycosylation
Molecular function (GO): acetylglucosaminyltransferase activity
Source: RefSeq, a predicted model, not a curated record